Messenger RNA from Acanthosepion pharaonis, 669 nucleotides. The record is from the annotation of a GenBank genome assembly. NCBI's taxonomy places the organism in Eukaryota, Metazoa, Mollusca, Cephalopoda, Sepiida, Sepiidae.
AUGGAACGUGUGUUGAAAGACCUCGCCAAUGAGGCUUCUAUUCCCAAGUUUUAUACAAUCAAGAAAGCUUGUCUUGAUGCCUUAGAUUUUCUCCUAAGUCCCAAUGCCAAAGAGGUGCCUGCCUACCAGCUCAGGAAUAGAUGUUUGGAACCAUUCCAAAUGGCAUUGGAAACACGGACAAAAAGACUUAGCAACAUGGCCAUCAAAGGGAUUGAGAUGAUUCUCCAAGAUAAUCAAUUCCAGUCUACCAUGGAAAGUGAAAGUGAAGAAAAACGGCUUCCUUUUCAAAUAUUGAGGACAAUUUAUACUUCACCAAAUUUGCAGGAAGAUGCACAGAUAGAAAUUAUCAAGUUGCUUUUAAACAUGUCUUUAUCAUCUGCUUGGUGUGUUAAUUCUAAAGUGAUUGCUGAAAUCUCACAGAAUGUAGAAAAAUUCCUUUCUUCCUUUCUUCCUUUCUUCCUUUCUUCCUUUCUACCUUUCUUCCUUUCUUCCUUUCCUUCCUUUCUACCUUUCCUUCCUUUCUACCUUUCCUUCCUUUCUACCUUUCCUUCCUUUCUACCUUUCCUUCCUUUCUACCUUUCCUUCCUUUCUACCUUUCCUUCCUUUCUACCUUUCUUCCUUUCCUUCCUUCCUUCCUUCCAAUUAUUUUUCUUUUUUUAUCUAUCUUAA